Messenger RNA from Catharus ustulatus (Swainson's thrush), 6363 nucleotides. It is a transcript of the gene COL18A1, whose product is annotated as collagen type XVIII alpha 1 chain. Bases 49 to 5346 code for a protein of 1765 amino acids. Lineage: Eukaryota; Metazoa; Chordata; Aves; Passeriformes; Turdidae. The record is from RefSeq and is a predicted model, not a curated record. The transcript is spliced from 42 exons.
CCUCCCCGCUCCGCUCUCGGGGACAACGGAGCUCGCUAAACCUUUCCAAUGGCCCCAUCUCGCUUGGGGUUUCUGCUCCUCCUGGCUUGCUCCUUCUCCUGCUCGGAACCGCAGCUCCUGGACUGGGCUUGGGACAGCACGAAGAGCACAGGAAACCCAGCAGCACCCGGCAAGGGAAUACCAGCAUCCGAGCCGCCAAACUCGGCAGCAGCUCCGGCUCCCAGCCCGUCCCCAGUGACGUGGGGUGGCGAGGUGGCAGGGAAUGUCACCACCCCACGGCGGCAGGAGCCAGAUUCUGCUACAGCAGCGCCUUUGGCUGAGGGAACCACAGCCAAAACCACGGAGCAGUGGGACAGGAGUGCCACAGGGCUACUGGAGAGCACGGCGUGGCCAAGCAUCGCUCCUUCCCACAGCGUGUCACCUGCCCCAGGUCAGCAGGUAGCCAGCAGCCCCAGUGACGAGCCCCAGUUCCUGGGGCCAGGGACCACUGAGGACCCACAGUUUUUGGGGCUGGGGAACACCGAGGACCAGCAGCUCCUGGGGUCAGAGACCUCUAAGGACCUCCAGCUCUUGUGGUCAGGGACCACCGAAGACCUUCAGCUCCUGGGGACUGGGACCACUGAGCACCUGCAGCUCCUGAUGAUGAGGACCACCAAAGAACCCGAGUUCCUGAGCUCAGUGACCCCCAAGGAGCUCCUGGAGACAGGGACUACUGAGGACCUGCAGCUGCUGGGAUCAGGGACCACUGAGAACCCAAAGCUCCUGGGGUCAGAGACCUCUAAGGACCUGCAGCUCCUGGGGUCAGAGACUACUGAGGACCUGCAGCUGCUGGGGUUGGGCACCGUUGAGGACCCACAGCUCUUAGGGAUGAUGAGUACCACAGACCUGCAGCUCCUAGUGAUGGGGCACACCAAGAACCCACAGCUCCUAAGGACAGGGACCACUGAGAAUCUGCAGCUCAUGGCAAUGGGGAGCACUGAGGAGAUGCAACUCCUGAGGACAGUGACCACCGAGAACCCAGAGCUCCUGGGGAACACUGAGAACCCACAGCUCCUGAGGACAGUGACCACCGAGAGCCCAGAGCUCCUAGGGAACACUGAGAACCCACAGCUCCUGAGGACAGUGACCACGGAGAGCCCAGAGCUCCUGGGGAACACUGAGAACCCACAGCUCCUGAGGACAGUGACCACGGAGAGCCCAGAGCUCCUGGGGAACACUGAGAACCCACAGCUCCUGAGGACAGUGACCACGGAGAGCCCAGAGCUCCUGGGGAACACUGAGAACCCACAGCUCCUGAGGAUGGUGACCACUGAGAACCCAGGAGACCCGGGGACAGAAACUCCUACAGCAAUUGAGACAUGGGUGUCCUUGCAGAGACCAGCGGGUCCUCAGACAGAGAGCCUGAGUGCUGAGGUCAGCCUGCUGGAGCUGAUCGGGGACCCACCGACAGAGGAGAUCCACAGAAUUUACGGCCCCGACAACAACCCUGGCUACGUCUUUGGUCCCAAUGCCAAUACGGGCCAGGUGGCCCGGUACCACCUGCCGAGCCCUUUCUACCGGGACUUCUCGCUGCUGUUUCACAUCCAGCCCACCACACCCCGGGCCGGCGUGCUCUUUGCUGUCACGGACUCCUCGCAGAGCAUCAUCUAUGUGGGCGUCAAGCUCUCGGAGCUGCGGGCAGGCCAGCAGCAGAUCAUCUUCUACUACACGGAACCCGGCUCGCCCAGCUCCUACCCAGCUGCCACCUUCACCGUGCCCACCCUGCUCAACCAGUGGACGCGCUUCGCCAUCAGUGUGGAGGAGGAGGAAGUUAUCCUCUACCUGGACUGUGAGGAGCAUGAGCGUGUCCGCUUCGAGCGCUCCCCAGAUGAGAUGGAGCUGGAAGAAGGCUCCGGGCUCUUUGUUGCUCAGGCUGGAGGGGCUGACCCGGAUAAAUACCAGGGGGUGAUUGCAGAUUUGAAGCUCCGAGGGGACCCGCGGGCAGCCGAGCACCAGUGCGAGGAUGAGGAGGAUGAUGCAGAGGUCUCUGGGGAUUUUGGCAGCGGGAUGGAAGGUGGACAGCAGCCCUCUGGCAAGGUCGAGGCUGUCCCAGGGCUGGUGGAUGCUGUUCCCGUGACCUCCCCGCCUGUGGCAGGGGGCAGUGGCCCGAGGAGAGGUGGGGGGUCCCCACAGCAGGCUGAGAGGACCAGGGCGGAGGAGACGCUGCGGGUCUCCACGGGAGGCACCAGCCGGAAAGGCGAAAAAGGGGAGAAGGGGGAACGUGGUUUGAAAGGGGACUCAGGAACCGGUGGCAUCAUAGGGCCAGGCAGUGUCAAGGGUCAAAAGGGGGAGAAGGGAGACCUGGGUGUCAAGGGCAGUGCUGGAUUUGGCUACCCUGGCUCUAAGGGCCAAAAAGGAGAACCAGGUGACCCUGGACCCCCCGGGACUCACUCUCGGCACGCUGAUGGCUCAGUGGUGGAGAAAGUCACCGGCCCCCCAGGGCCACCAGGGAAGGAUGGAGCCCCUGGCAGGGACGGCGAGCCUGGAGAUCCUGGCGAGGACGGCAAACCCGGUGAAAUGGGGCCCCCGGGGUUCCCUGGGAUGCCGGGGGAGCCAGGUCUGAAGGGGGAGAAGGGUGACCCAGGAGUGGGGCCGAGGGGACCCCCUGGACCACCUGGCCCUCCAGGACCGCCGGCACCUUCCUCCAAGAAUGACAAGCUGACCUUCAUCGACAUGGAGGGCUCUGGCUUUGGUGGUGACCUGGAGAGUUUGCGGGGCCCACGAGGGCCACCUGGUCCCCCAGGGCCACCUGGCCUGCCCGGAUUGCCAGGGGAACCAGGACGGUUUGGGAUGAACCGCACGGACCUGCUGGGACCGCCAGGGCUGCCAGGCAGAGAUGGGAUCCCUGGACCCCCGGGGCCAGUGGGUCCUCAGGGUCCUCCAGGAAGAGACGGGGAGGCCGGGCAGCCAGGGCCCAAAGGAGAGCGGGGCGAUGUGGGUGACCUCGGCCUCCCUGGCCUCCCGGGACCCAAGGGCAGCAAAGGAGAAACGGGACCAGCAGGACCCCCAGGAGAAGUAGGCUUAGCUGGCCUUCCCGGGCCCAUCGGACCCCGAGGGCAGCCAGGGCCCCCCGGCCCCCCAGGACCACCAGGGCCAGGCUACGAGGCUGGAUUUAGUGACAUGGAGGGCUCAGGGCUGCCAUUCACCCCUGGACCACCUGGACCUGAAGGACCACAGGGUGUGCCGGGACUGCCAGGGGUGAAGGGAGAGGUUGGCAGCCCUGGACAGCCUGGCUUGCCGGGACCAAAGGGAGAUGCUGGCAUGCCUGGCGUGGAUGGCCGCCCUGGCCUGGAGGGCUUCCCUGGACCACAGGGACCCAAAGGUGACAAAGGCAGCACCGGUGAGAAGGGAGAGCGAGGCCAAGAUGGAGUGGGGCUGCCUGGCCCCCCUGGCCCACCUGGUCCCCCUGGACAGAUCAUCACUCUCUCCAGUGAAGAUAAGUCCUUGGUGGCUGUUCCUGGUCCAGAGGGCAGACCAGGCCACGCUGGCUUCCCGGGUCCAGUGGGACCGAAAGGAGACCGGGGGUCAACUGGUCUCCAGGGUACCCCAGGGUUAAAGGGAGAGAAGGGGGAGCCCGGUGUCAUCAUAAGCCCUGAUGGGACCGUGGUCACUGCCAAGGUGAAAGGAGAAAAGGGGGAGCCGGGGCUGCGGGGCCCAAUGGGACCAUCGGGUCCCCCGGGACGAGCAGGGAUGAAGGGAGAGAUCGGCUUUCCGGGCAGACCCGGACGUCCCGGCAUGAACGGGCUGAAGGGUGAGAAGGGUGACCCCGCAGACGUGCUGGGCUUACGGGGUCCCCCAGGCCCCCCAGGACCCCCUGGGCCCCCUGGGCCACCUGGCAGCAUAGUCUACAACAAUGGCAAUACCUUCAGCGACUCCAGCCAGCCAGCAUUCCCCGGUUUCCACCCGUUCCCAGGACAAAAGGGAGAGAAAGGUGACACUGGACGCCCAGGACCCCCAGCCCAUUUCCCCUAUGACGCAAGUCACUUCAGUGCCAGCCUGCGGGGUGACAAGGGGGAUGUAGGUCCCAAGGGUGAGAAGGGCGAGCCAGGCAGCACCCCACUCUACGGUCCUGGAGUCUCUGGGCUUCCAGGGCCUCCAGGGCCCCAGGGCUACCCUGGGCUUCCGGGUGCCAAGGGGGACAGUAUUGUUGGGCCACCGGGACCUCCAGGACCUCAGGGUCCUCCUGGGAUCGGAUACGAGGGGCGGCAGGGCCCCCCUGGCCCUCCUGGCCCUCCUGGUCCACCCGGGCCACCCUCCUUCCCAGGUCCCCAUAGACAAGGUGUCAGCAUCCCUGGACCCCCGGGACCACCAGGACCCCCUGGACCACCAGGCACCAGCGGGAUGUCCUUGGGGCUCCGGGCCGUGCCCACGUACCAGAUGAUGCUGAGCACCGCGCACGAGCUGCCCGAGGGUAGCCUCAUCUUCCUGACCGAGCGGCAGGAGCUCUACGUCCGCCUGCGCGGGGGCUUCCGCAGGGUGCUGCUGGAGGAGCACAACCUGAUCCCCAGUUCGGCUCUGGACAACGAGGUGUAUGACAAGCCACCCACCCUCCACUACGCUGGCCCCCAGCCACGUGGGCCCCUGCACCCGCUCCGCAACCAUGUCCCCCCGGCCACCGCCCGUCCCUGGCGUGGGGAUGAGGUGGUGGCCAACCAGCACCGCCUGCCCGAGCAGCCCCUGCUCCACCACCAGCAUGAGCUCAUCAAUGGCUACUACAUCCACCGCAGACCAGACCCUGCCCCUGUGGCUGCCCAUGUGCACCAGGACUUCCAGCCUGCCCUUCACCUGGUGGCCCUGAACACCCCGUUGAGCGGCAGCAUGCGCGGCAUCCGGGGCGCCGAUUUCCAGUGCUUCCAGCAAGCCCGGCAGGUUGGACUGGCCGGCACCUUCCGUGCCUUCCUGUCCUCCCGCCUGCAGGAUCUCUACAGCAUCGUGCGCAGGGCCGACCGUGCUGCUGUCCCCAUCGUCAACCUCCAGGAUGAAGUGCUCUUCAAUAACUGGGAAGCCCUUUUCACGGGCAGUGGGGCCCCGCUGCGAGCUGGCACCCGCAUCCUCUCCUUCGACGGCCGGGACGUCCUGCAGGAUGCGGGCUGGCCACAGAAGAGUGUCUGGCAUGGCUCGGAUGCCAAGGGCCGGCGCCUGCCCGAGAACUACUGUGAGACAUGGCGGACAGAGGAGCAUGCGGUCACUGGCCAGGCUUCCUCCCUGGCCUCUGGAAAACUCCUGGAGCAGGUGGCCAGCAGCUGUCAGCAUGCCUUCAUCGUCCUCUGCAUUGAGAACAGCUUCAUGACCGCCACCAAAAAGUGAUACCCACCCUGGAGCUCCCUGAGUCCCCCAUGUCCCCAGGGAGAGUUGGGCCAGCCUGCACCCCUGGGCCCCUCAGCCCCCUCCACGCACCCACUCUCACCCUGCAGGGUUUCCUUUCCCACAGGCCUGAAGCCAAAGAGUAUUGCCAUGGCCCCUGCUCUGCAUCAGCAGGGGCUCAGGUCCCACCCAGGGCAGGGCAGCCAUGUGCUGGUGGCCUUCCUCCUCCAACUCCUGAUAUUUAACCACUUCAGCUUGUUCCCCUCCCUGCUCAGAUGCUCUUUUUGGGGUGGCUGGGUAGGAGGAUGCUUGGCAGGGAGAUUUCAGUGCUGCCAGGCAGGCUGUCCCCCUGAAAAGCCUGUGGGGCCUCUCUCACCAGCCCCCCAGCCCCACGCUGUCCUCACCAGGAGCUUGGGGUUGGACCCAAAUCCCUGCUGCUGAGGCCAAGGGGUCUAUGCCAGCCAAGACUCCAGCAUCCCACCCAAGGGACUGUCCCGUGGCGAUGCUGGGGUUCUCCCAGAUGGUCUCCAUUCUCCCCAGAUAAGGAUCAUCCCAUCAUCAUCCUCACCUCCACCUCCCAGCCAGCAGAGCUCUGGUGGGGGUCUUGUCUCCCCCAUCCCAUCUAGGCACCCUGGGGUCCCCUGGCUGUGCCCCCACAGCCCAGUUACAGCCCAGAUACAGCAACAGCCAGCUCAGCACAGGCAAUGGGGUGACAGGGUGGCCCCAAGGCGUGGCAAGCUGUGCCCUUGGCAUGUGUUUCUCUGUGUGUGUAUGUGCAUGGUGAGCACAUGUGGUAGUACCAAGGGAAGGCACUGCCAUCCCCCCUCCCCAUGCCACCUUUGCUGGGCUCAAAUGGUGAAGGCGCAGCAAAUCUGGUUGGAAUUGGUGUGGGCAAAUCCAAGGUGCUAAAAACAAAAAACCAAAAAAAAAAAAAGAAAGGAAAAAAGAGAAAUUUGUAACUAGCUUUUUUUGUUAUUGUAUGGAAAUUAUUACCAUAAAAGCUGUGCGAGUAACACAGUC